Molecule: messenger RNA, 927 nt
Organism: Plasmodium malariae
Lineage: Eukaryota; Apicomplexa; Aconoidasida; Haemosporida; Plasmodiidae
Gene: RF2
Product: peptide chain release factor 2, putative
Exons: 1
Coding region: 1-927 (308 amino acids)
Biological process (GO): translational termination
Molecular function (GO): translation release factor activity
Source: RefSeq, a predicted model, not a curated record
AUGUUAAGAAAUUACUUUUUUUUAUGCAAGAGUACAAAAAAAAUAAAUAAGAAAUGUUUAAGUUCAUAUAUAAAAAAGGAUGUUGAAAACUAUUCCAAGUAUUUUAAAAAUUCGUGUUCGCUGAUUUUAUCAUCAGGGACAGGUGGAACAGAGGCCUGUGAUUUCUGCAGUAUGUUAUAUAAUAUGUAUAUAAAAUAUUUAUCAAAAAUUAAGAACAAAAAAAAUGUAAAAUAUGAAAUCGUUGAUUUAAGUAAAAAUGAAGUAGGUAUUAAAAAAGUAGAAAUAAAAAUAGAUGGAGAAUACAGUUUUUAUAAUUUCGUAUCAGAAAAAGGAAUACAUAGAUUAGUAAGGAACUCUCCAUUUAAUGCUCAGAAUAAGAAAAUGACAUCCUUUGUAAAAGUAGAUGUAAUACCAACUUUAAGUUUUAAUGAUGCAAAUGUUAUGAAUUUUUUAAAUAUUACUGAAAAUAAUUCUAAUACCUUGAAAAAAGGGAAUAACAACCAAAAUAUUAAUAUGAAUGAUAUUUCUAUAAAUAAGAGUGAUCUGGUUAUUCAAACUAUGAGGUCGGGUGGAAAGGGGGGUCAAAAUGUUAAUAAGGUCGAAACUGCAGUUCGAAUUUUACAUAAACCAACAAAUAUUUCUGUAAAAGUAUCAAGUGAAAGAUCUCAAAUUUUAAAUAAACGAAUUGCUUUAAAAACAAUAUAUGAAAAAUUAUUAUAUUUACAACUAGAAGCAUUAAAAAGUAAACAUUAUGAAUUAGCUAACAAAAGUUUAACACAUUUUGGUGAACAAAUUAGAAAUUAUAUUUUGUAUGGAAAUAAAAUGAUAAAAGAUACUAGAACAAGUGUUUUUUCAACUGAUGUCGAUAAGGUUUUGUCACAAGGUGAAAUUGACUUAUUUGUAGAUGCCUAUCAGAAGUAUCUCUAA